This is a messenger RNA of Amaranthus tricolor (Joseph's coat), 2505 nucleotides long. RefSeq lists its product as uncharacterized. Gene Ontology annotation, biological process: RNA processing. Bases 435 to 1952 code for a protein of 505 amino acids. The record is from RefSeq and is a predicted model, not a curated record. Gene Ontology annotation, molecular function: protein binding. The transcript is spliced from 2 exons. Lineage: Eukaryota; Viridiplantae; Streptophyta; Magnoliopsida; Caryophyllales; Amaranthaceae.
ACAACUGUCUAUAUAAAUACAUUCAUAAAUAUUCCCUUUUCUCACCGUGUGUUCAUAAACAUUAAAAAAAAACAGGAAGUAGAGAUCCCAUCUUCUUUUCUUUGGUCUUCCAGUCACUUCAUUUCUCUGUUACCGAAAACUUGUCGAUAAUAAUAUUUCGCCGACUUUCUCCAAUUCAAUCUCCAAAGUCAGUUUUCAUAUUCUUGAAUAGCAAUACAAAACUUCCAAUUUUCGAAGAAUUUUCAAAUUGUGGAUUUCUUCAGGUUCAUCGAAUUUCGCCUUUUCGAUCCGUAUUUUCAGGCAGUAAUGAUUAAAACGUGAGAAACUUUCUCGAUUUUUGUAGUAUUGAUUAAUUUUUCAGAUUAAUUUUGAAAGAAUUUUUGAUCUUAUUUGAGGUGAUUUAAUUUGCAGUUGGAGAAGAGAGAUAGCUGGCUAUGGCGGUUGCAACGCCAUGUUUACAGUUUCCUCAUUCUCCAACAACAACAAAAAACCUGAACUUAAGCGACGGCGUUUUGUUUUUCCGAUCUACUUUUCUUGGAACGACGUCGUGUUCAAUGCUAUAUAGAACACGUUCUUAUGAAUUGUUAUCAAAACAUAGGAGAAAUCCUUCAACUCGAAGGGUCUACAGUGGAAGCUUCGAUAAUUCUUUGUCUUUCGAAAACGAAGAAUUCUCGAAGAAAAUCGAGGAAUUAGGGUUUAAUUUCCAAAUAUCAUCUCAAACGAAUUUCAGUUUGUCUGAUGAAGAAGAAGAAAUUAAAGAGGUUGAUAUUGAAUCAUCCUUAAUGGAGAUUCAAAGUAUAGAAAUGAAGGCGAAAAGCUUGGAUCUACCUUUAUCGCUUCGAAUGAUUAAAAGGAAGAAGAAACAAUGGCAGGAAAGCUUCAUGGAAGCAAAGGAAUCAGCUUAUUCUUCUAUUAAAAUUGCGUUUUCAUCCAUGGUCUUUAUAAUCAGAGAACUCCAUUGUUACACUCUUCAAAUGAGAGAAAUCUUGUUUUACGAAGAUUUACAAGGAAUUUUAGCCAGAGUACAAACUGAAAUGCAUACUUCAUUCGUAUGGCUUUUUCAACAAGUUUUCUCUCGUACUCCUACUCUAAUGGUUUACAUCAUGAUUCUUCUCGCAAAUUUCACUGUACAUUCAAUGUCCAAUUCUUCCGCCAUUGCUAUGUCUCAACCUCCAAUUGCGACAAUGGAGGUUAGAGAAGUGCAUAGCCAUAAGAGCUUUAAAUCCGAUACAUCAUCGAAUAAAUUUACAAUCACCAAAUCUUCGUCGAGUAAAACGACGUCAGUUGGAGGAAACAAUGGUGGAAGUAACAACAUUAAACCUGUAGGAAGUGGAAUGGACGGUGAUGGAUGGAUGAAUAAGAACUCUGGAAUUCUCCACCGUCCGAUUGUUUCUGAUGGUCCGUCUUUAACUGGUGAAGAUACACGGAGGAAGGAGGAAGAAGAGGUUAAUGUUUGGAAUUCUAUUGUUGAAGAAGCUUCUAGACUUCAAAGUGAAGUGAGAGAUGAAGCUCUUGAUGGUGAGACUUUGCAGAGAUUUGUUUCUCCAUUGACGGUGAAAAUUGAAGAGGAUGUUGAUUAUGAAGAUUAUUAUAAAACUCAGCUUCUUUAUCAAAAUGGUUUGAAUCAAGAACCUGAUAAUGUUUUACUCUUGGUUAAUUAUGCUCAGUUUCUCUACCUCGUUGUUCAUGAUUUUGACAGAGCCGAGGAAUACUUUAAAAGGGCAGUAAAGGUGGAGCCAAAAGAUGCUGAGGCACAUAACAAGUAUGCCAAUUUUUUGUGGCAAGUGAGGAAUGACUUAUGGGCAGCUGAAGAGACCUUUUUAGAGGCCAUUUCUGCUGAGCCUAGUAACUCUUACUAUGCUGCUAAUUAUGCGCAUUUCCUUUGGAAUACCGGUGGUGAGGACACAUGUUUCCCUCUCGACUCUCCUGAUAAUGAAACCUUUGAUGACUAAUUGAAAAAGUGAAAUGAACGGAACAGAGGAAGCAAUAGUAGGAGUGGAAGAACAGGCACUGUGGAUUUGAGUCUUUCCACAGGCCACAAGGGCAUUUUUCCGAAAGUUUAUAGCAUACAUAUACAAGGAUAAAACCACAUUAUUUGGGAUUGAAAAUAAAGAUAUUGCGAGGAGAAAUAGAGGUGAUUGCAAAUUGUAAAUGAUUUAUGCUUCCUUGCAGUUGAUGCAAUUAAAAUUCUCCAUUAAUGGUUAUAAAAGUUAAUGAUUACGGUGGAGGAUGUGGGUUAUUGCUCUUGACGAAGAAAAAUGGCAAAUGGUUUAUUUUAAAAGUCAAGAUAUGGUGAACGUGUUAGGCAAAUGUGUCCUAUUGGAAACCAAUAUCUUCUGCCUUGGAAGUUCGAGGAGGAUCAAGCUAAGAUUUUAAUGCACAUAAUCUUAAGUUUGCUAUGGUAACUAAUUGAUUUUUCUUCUAUUUUUGUUUAUAAAAUAUAUUUGUAAUAACAAUGGAAUACUAAUCAAUAUCAAUAAUCAAUAAAAUAUGUUAAUGAAGAAA